Ustilaginoidea virens is the source of this 861-nucleotide messenger RNA. RefSeq lists its product as uncharacterized. The record is from RefSeq and is a predicted model, not a curated record. Bases 1 to 861 code for a protein of 286 amino acids. NCBI's taxonomy places the organism in Eukaryota, Fungi, Ascomycota, Sordariomycetes, Hypocreales, Clavicipitaceae. The transcript has 2 exons.
AUGAGACCGUCAACAAUAAUUUAUGGCGCCCUCGUGGCUGCAACCAAGGUCCGAGCACAAGCCAAGCAACCGCCUGCUACACUCCCAUCCAUCAACUCGUUCACUUCUCAAGGUUGCUUCUCUUCCUCGGGCAACAUGACCUUGCAUUCUCCCAUUUCCGCUGAGAGAAUGUCCUCCGCUGCCUGCAAUAACGCGUGCAAGGAUGACGGUUUCUGGCUGUCUGGUUUACAUGGAGGAUCGUGCUAUUGUGGAUACGCCCUGCCUCCACAAAAGGACUUGGUUUCCGACAGCAAAUGCAACGUCGGCUGCACCGCAUAUCCUCUCGAGGCUUGUGGUGGCAAGGACGCUUACUCGGUUUACAAUGUCGGCAUCGAACUCCAAGUCCCCACGUAUGACCCGUCAUCCACCACCUCCAGCACUACAGCAAUGACUAGCAGCAAAACCACCAGCUCCGCAUCUCCGACGUCCAACGGUGCCACAUCUACUUCAGACGUACCUGCCACUGUUACCGCGACGACUACCUCUCCUCCCGAGCCCUCUGAGCCUGCAAAAAAGAGCGGGCCUAAUGUGGCCGCCAUCGUCGCUGGUGUUGUUGUCGGCGUCGUCGCUGCUGCUGCUGCUAUCGCUGGCAUUGUCUUCUUCAUGAGACGCAAGCGCAACGCCGAGAUUGAAGAAGAACAUCGUCGAAACGCGGCAGUCAAUGCUUUUAUCAGCGGCUCAAAGCCGCCAAGCAGCCACGGCAGUAUUUCCAUGACCGACUCCCGGUUGGAUCCUGUCAUGGCUCACAGGAGAAUGAGCGACGGCAGCAUUGCUGACAAUGAGGACUAUUCGCGAAGAAUCUUGAGGGUCACCAACGCAUGA